UGCCUUUCGCAGUAAACGUUCUUCCGAGAAAUUCCGAGGGGAUCUCAGCCGAGCAGGGGGAAGGAUCCUGCGCUCCGGGGGAGACCGAAGGGCAAGCUCACGAGCCGCUGCUCGAGCCCCCGAGUGCGGAUACCCCGAGGGAUGCCUGCGCCCCCGAGGACCCCAGCCCGCCGCCCCUCCCCCAGGCCCUCCUAGCAUGCUGCCUGCCGCCAUGAAGGGCCUUGGCCUGGCGCUGCUGGUCACCCUGCUGUGCUCGGCGCCCGCUCACGGCCUGUGGUGCCAGGACUGCACGCUGACCACCAACUCCAGCCACUGCACCCCGAAGCAGUGCCAGCCCACGGACACCGUCUGUGCCAGCGUGCGCAUCACCGACCCCAGCAGCAGCAGGAAGGACCACUCUGUGAACAAGAUGUGCGCCUCGUCCUGUGACUUCGUGAAGCGGCACUUUUUCUCAGACUAUCUGAUGGGCUUCAUCAACACGGGGGUCUUGGAAGUGGACGUGGACUGCUGUGAGAAGGAUUUGUGCAAUGGGGCAUCGGGGGCCGGGGGCAGCCCCUGGGCCCUGGCUGGGGGCCUCCUGCUCAGCCUGGGGCCCGCCCUCCUCUGGGCUGGGCCCUGA
This is a messenger RNA of Trichechus manatus latirostris (Florida manatee), 619 nucleotides long. RefSeq names its product lymphocyte antigen 6H. Gene Ontology annotation, molecular function: acetylcholine receptor inhibitor activity; acetylcholine receptor binding. The transcript is spliced from 5 exons. Gene Ontology annotation, cellular component: plasma membrane. Gene Ontology annotation, biological process: acetylcholine receptor signaling pathway. The record is from RefSeq and is a predicted model, not a curated record. Lineage: Eukaryota; Metazoa; Chordata; Mammalia; Sirenia; Trichechidae. Bases 197 to 619 code for a protein of 140 amino acids.